Messenger RNA from Nerophis lumbriciformis (worm pipefish), 405 nucleotides. Lineage: Eukaryota; Metazoa; Chordata; Actinopteri; Syngnathiformes; Syngnathidae. The record is from RefSeq and is a predicted model, not a curated record.
AUGCCUGUGGAUCUGAACGGAUACUGGAAAAUGAUUUCCAAUGACAACUUUGAGGAGUACCUCAAGGCUCUCGAUGUUAACGUCGCCAUCCGAAAAAUUGCCACCUUGCUGAAGCCCGACAAGGACAUCGUCCAAGAUGGGGAUCACAUUAUCAUCAAAACUCUCAGUACCUUCAAAAACUACAACAUGGAUUUCUAUGUGGGUAAAGAGUUUGAAGAGGAUCUGUCUGGUGUGGAUGACAGGAAGUGUAUGACCACCAUCACCUGGGAAGGAGAUAAACUGGUAUGUGUGCAGAAAGGAGAGAUUGAAGGAAGAGGCUGGACUCACUGGGUGGACGGGGACGAGCUUCAUCUGGAGCUGAGAGCUGGAGGAGUCGUCUCCAAGCAGGUCUUCAAGAAGUCCUAA